Aspergillus campestris IBT 28561 is the source of this 9432-nucleotide messenger RNA. RefSeq lists its product as uncharacterized. Bases 1 to 9432 code for a protein of 3143 amino acids. The record is from RefSeq and is a predicted model, not a curated record. Lineage: Eukaryota; Fungi; Ascomycota; Eurotiomycetes; Eurotiales; Aspergillaceae. The transcript is spliced from 3 exons.
AUGUCACCUACAGCCCUGGAGAGAGCUACAUAUAUCUUGCAUAAUGUUUUCCUACCCCCCAAUCUCCCUGACGGUGCAGAUGAUAAUGUCACCCAUGAAGCUUUCCUUCUUGACAGAGUCAUUCGUGCGUUGAUGUCUUUCAAGAGACAUGUCGCCGAGGAUACAGCGGGUAUCAUUUCUUCGGCGACUACAAUGAUUUGUCGUCUGAAAUUCAUCUAUGAUGAGUUCGGACACUUGGAUGAGACUAGGCUGAAGAAGUCUUUGGCUCAAUUGCAUUCCGAGGGCUCCAUCCCGGUCCACGUGCGUGCCCAGAAUGCUGCCCUUCUCAUGACCAAGGUUGGCAAUGCGAUUAUCGUGGAGGCAUUUGAGCUCUCUCCACGCAGCGAACAGGUUAUCAAGACAUUGGGUCGACUGCAACGGAAAUUCCCGGGACCCGCCUUGGAAAUGGACACAGACGCGUUCAUAAAUCCUGAAUUCCUGGCAACUAUGGCACAAACUUUGGAGCGGAUGAGCCAUCAGGAGGUUGCAAAUACUCGAAUUCAAGUGAACAAAGCAGGCCAGAAACUCGAUGAGGACCGGGACACCACUCACCCCAAGGUCGUGACAGAGCUUUUGAUGGGGUUUCUGCGUCCCAUGUGCAAGGUAGCCCAUGUUUCCCGGAUUUGCAAAAAUACUCGCGAGGAGGUCAUGUGGAAUGACAGCAGGUCACCGUGGCGGCGGUCCCCUCUCUGGUUGCUGAUCCGUGUUUCCCUGCAGCUUGUGAUAUCUAGACAAACCAGACAACUAGGACGCCCCGUGGAGCUUUACAAGCACUUUAUGAUAUUUUUCAUGAGCCAUCUCCUCGGCUGGGCGUCUGAAUCCGGGUUGUCCAGUGAGCAACUGCACACUAUGAGCUCUAAGAUUGGACGGAGACUACUCAAACCAAAUCUUCCCAGCAAUGCAUCCUGGGUCCAUUUUGUCUGUCAUAUAUUAGACAGCACUGGCAGCAUCAUUCGCGGUAAAUGGCAGAAAGCUAUAGCACACAGCGGCUAUAAGCAUGACAUGUCGUUGCUUGAGCGUCUCCACUUUACCGAAGACAUCUAUUAUACCCUAGAUAAUCUUGAUAGAUUCAUCACGGAGAUGAAGACGCGUGAAAUAAACGUCCAGGGCUCUAAAAAUUCCCAACCCCCGUCGAUUCUGGUCGAAUUUGAUGCCGCAGAGCUCCCAAACUUGUCACGCACCUUUGACUCCAAAUACGAGGUUUAUAACCUGGCCGCUUUAGAGCGCUGGAUUGCUGAGAAUCUAGACAACUGGCUUCAAGAACACAUAGAGGACGGUAAUACAUGUGGUCAGCUGGGCGGACUGAUGCAAGGAUACCACCAAGCAGCAAUGAACACAUACCGUGGCGACCCCGAAGCCACCUCGGUCAUGAUGCUCUCUCUCCUUGAGCUGUGGAUCGCCUGUGAUAUGUCCGCGACAUGCAUAUACGGUAUGCUGCGCGACUACGAUCCUUGUGUUCCAAUGGGAACAUUCCAGAUUCUGCUUCUACCCUUCCAUUCCCAGCUGGCUAGGUUAGUUUGGGCCGAAGAAUACAUGUGCCAGCGACGUAAGGACGUCAAGUACCACGGCCCCGGCAUCUUCCGAGAUUUUGGCACUCGUCGUUGCUUUCCUGUGAGAUACUUCGAUGCUUCUGUUGAUCACCAAAACCUAUUAAAAAAGAUCGAAGAACAUGCACACCUUGAAAGAAAAACAAAGAAGGCACAGCUCCAGAGAAAAAAAGCUGACUACAGACGACUGAUGGCGCAAUAUGAGCUUGCCGAGUGUCAAUACCACAAGGUGUCCGUUGAUCCAGAAAGUAAUCCUCAGAAAAAACGCCAUUCCGGGUCUUGCCAGAGAUGCAGCUAUAAACAAAAGGCCAAUACUAUCAACAUUGCCAUCCACGAAUGGCCCUUACCCAAAGAUGAACUUCAUACAAAAUCGACGGUUUUUGAGCUCAGCAUUCCUUUGGCAUUUAGAGAUUGGCGGGAUACUACUAUGUACUUCCUAAUGGAUGUGUUGGGCAUGAGGUAUUCUGCACGGGUGCGCCCAUGCUCAAGACAUCCAUUAUCAACAUACUGCGGUCUCAAGCGCUUCUUCAGAUCAUGCAAAGAUGUGCAACGGAUAGGUCUUCUUUCUCAGAACAAACCUCAUGGAAUCACUCAUCGGAAUUUGAAAAAGAUUGUUGAUAUGACCGAAAACGAUAUCUGCCUAGACAAUGGGCUGCGCUUUCAUUACUUCGACAGCAAUGUUGAUUGUUUUCUCGCUGAUUUUAUGAUGACGUACCGCAGAGCUACUCUAUGUGUCUAUAAAAUGCCCACAAGCAGCGGAUGCUUAGAAGAGUUUCUUUUUCGUCCAUCUGGAGCCCCUGACGGACUGCCACCGAACCAAGCCAUAGCUUCUCAGCGGCUUACUUGUCCAGCGCAUGUCACAAGUACGGAGUACAAGGCUCUCUGUAGCAUUCCUCUCGGAGUUGAAGUGCAAUGGCUAAACAUCCUUGUGCAGCUGUCUAUGCCGCAGGUUGACUGGAAAAAGCUGGAAACAUGCAUCUUCAUUCUCCAGACAAUCUACCAGGCUGGGCCACCAGACAAAUGCUCGGUAUCGAGAACGGGCCAUUUGAUUCUUGAGGACGAAGAGUUUACCAGGGUAUUAUUAGCGAAAAUUGCAAACACCAUGGAUAGGAUCAAAGACAACUGGGAGUCAGCACAAGCACUCUGCGCUUUUGCAUGUGUAACAUCAAGGGUACUGUCGCUGACUCUCUCAUACUCCAUUCAAAUAGCCUGCUUAGAGAUAUUGCGAUAUCUACGGGAGAUUGUUUUCCAGUGGGUUGAACUGGUCAAGGGAAAAGCCAGCAGGGCUCUCCAUGGUGAGGAACGCGAUUCUUUGGUCGCACUAACUGUUCGCCUUUCUUUGAUUUGCGUAUGCUCCUUCGAUGCAGAAGGCGACCACCUUCAAACUAUACUCGCUAUCGACUCGGAAGCUUCACUGUUCAUAUUGUGCUCUGUGACCAUUCAAGAGUGGGGGACUUCACUUCACCAACUUGAAGCCUCUGAUCCAUUGCUUCCAAUCCUCCACCGACGGUGGAAAGCUCUCUGCUAUCGUACCCACCGCAUUUUGGCCAGCAAAAUCCUCGAAGACAAAAGCAGAAUCUUGCAUGUGGCCAUCCAAAGGGCGUGGCCGGCAUUCCAGGGAGUUGAUAGGUGGUUAGCUGUGGCAAAGCAACCGUCUUGCUGGCUUUAUAGUCGCAUUGUCAAUCAUGAAAACACCCGCGGGCAAUUACUGGUCCAUUUCAAUCUACUAACAGGCGAAAUUCUGGUCAACGGUCUUCCCCUAUCUCGCCUUCCUUCCGAAUAUGAGACCAAUCUUUCUUAUCAGCGGCUGUUUGGCCACUCAGUAUUAGAAAUCAUGCCAAGCCCUGCUCCAGGCAUGGAGUUUUCUGCUAAAAGGGACUAUGAGGAACACAUGGUGCAUUUGGGGCUGUUACGGACCACCGACAGCUCCACCACCGACCUUGUUGUCUGCGCCAUCAAGGAAGAACAAGUGUUCCAAUUUCUACCACCAAGGUUGCUAUCUGGCCUCUUUCCCGACGCGUUUGUGGACAACUUUGUUCAUUGGUAUGAUGAAGACAAAGAACUUGUCGAAUUUCGUCCAGCCGAGCAGGCAUGGAAGUCCUCCAGUUCAAACUGGAGACUCAGAAGGGAUGAUCGAAGGCGUUGGUAUCUUGCAGAAGAUGAGGGUUACUUGGUGAAUAUGGACAGUGCAACGGCCGAAUCAGUCGCGUGCAUUCUCAAUCCAGUAGCCAAGCCCAGUAAAAUUCAUUGCAUCCUCCACCAGGCGCUCUCACGUCUUGAGAUUGGCAUCCCGUCUCUCCAACUUGACUUUUUCCUUGAGAAGGGAAGUUCAUCCAUUCGGAGCAAGCAGUCACGCGGAAUGGAAGUCGAUGGCGACCAAUCUUUGGACUCGCUUGUUGGCUUGCGUAACAGGCUUCUGCUCAAAUGUCCAAGCGGCCUGGGGCGAGCUGUGAUUGUACCAUAUGGAGAUGUGUACGUCCAGAAGGAGGGUGAUCAUGUUAAAGUUCGUAUUGACUUGGAGACCUCGGCCAACUUCCAACUUUAUACAGUCGAUUGCCGACUCGGUCAAUUGGUCGAUAAUGGAAGCCUGCAAAGCAAACUCACAUUGUGUUAUCUACAUGCUCUAACCUCCUUUUGCAUACCCGACCCUCUGACAGGUAGAACUGGCACCGAGCAAGCGCUUACCAUUCUUCGUUCUGCUGUGGUCAGGUCAUUUGAAACUCUCGACCCAGAACAUACAAGCAUACUUGCCAGGAUCGCUGCUCUGACACCAGAAAGGAGAUAUUAUCCGGCAGAAGCACGUGUAAUGCAAUCGGUUACUUGGCAGAAAAAUCUGGGUUUCCUAGCCCAGCAUGGGGAGUUCUACACCAGGGUACUUGACAUCUUCGAUCAAGAUCACCGCCAGGGGAUGCUGUCUUCAGCCCAACGUCCAUGUCAUCCAGACUUGCCUCGGGUCGAAACAGAGCUGCUGAAACGCGACAGUAUUCGAUCUUCGUCCUUUCGUGUCUCUGGAUUCGGAGCUGAGGAUCACACAUAUAAUAAAGAUCGCUCAUAUCGGAGUCUUGACUGCAACCAGACAUCUCACGAAGGCUAUAGUGCGUUCCUUAUGUCAAAAGCCAUAUAUCUGGGGGUCCCAAUGAAUCAGGCAAUGUCAGCAGAUGAUCUAGCAUCCCAUCUCUGGAAAUUUCUUUCAGGCGUUGAUUGCGUCUUUGGACCAGAUAAAGAGCUCGGCGAUACGAAGGGGAAAUUCGACUCCCAGUUGAUCCUGGAACCGGAGAAGUUGAUAUCUCAGCAUUGGUGUGCCAUCCAUAACCAGAUUUUGCGGUCUGGUCAUAACCGACUCAACCAAUUCCAAGCCAUGAUAUGGUUUUCAACCAUGGCCUUUGCCAAGAAUGUUGAUAUGACGGUCUUGAAAGCAUUGGCCUCGGUAUACUGUAUCUCGGAUAUGGACCUAAUGGCUCCCCCUUCAGGCACGUCAUUUUACCUGUCGAAAGGUGAUGAAUUCGACAAGUCUACUCUACUCCAAGAGCUCAGUUGCUCCCUAGUAUCUAUUGAGCAGUCUCCUGAUUGGACAGUUAAAUCUCAUCCAGGCGAGUCCCGCAAGGCGUACAAUCGUCGCCGAGCAACAAUAUUCCGGGAUAGUAGCAAACAAAUGCUUGGGCGAUUCAUUUCAGCAAUUCAACCACAGUGGCCGGCCAGAUCGCCUAGUGAGCCUACGUUCGACGGCUCCCCCGAUAUCCGUUCCUAUAUCAAUGUUCCAAGUGCAAUGGCUAUCGCUCGGCGGCAAUUCUCCAUCUGGCUCGAUAACAGGGAAUUUCGAUACUAUAUUCGCCGCCUCUCGUAUGUUCUCAGUCAGCAGACAGCUCUUAGUAUAACACCACAGCCGCUUUCCUUCCAGAUACCCGAUCCCCCGGUGCUAUGUGAACCUGAAUUUGUCAGUGUGGAUGAUAUCCUUUACAGCAGACCUCCUCAUGUGGACACGGAAACCCCCCAGCUCGAGGACCUUUUGGAAUCUAUACCACUGGUUUCUAGCUCAAAUCUCCGGUCUCGGAUACUAAUCAGCAAGCUGGCUCUUCUUUCGAGGUCGCGCUAUGAAAGUAAAUACAUUGAUCAGUUACGGAGUAGCAUCGAUUCUCUACAGCAAGCUACAAGAGACUGGAGGAUCGUGUUGACUGAUGCCCACUUGAGAGAUGUACUCACAGGCCAUCUUAAUCUAUGCCGAGAUCAUUUAUGUUCAGUAUACAAUGCCAUCACGGCGCAUAUGGGACUCAACUCUGCGGGAAGCAUGCCAUGGGAUACGGAGAACCCAGCACGCCAUGCUGUCAUGGACACAUUAGCACGUGUACACCAAUGGCCAAGGAUUUCGCCUAUUCUCCUACUCCAGCAGAUGACACGACACAGAUGGGUUAACUUGGAGAAUGACUGGAAGUGGUGUUUUGUUGCAUAUGGUCUUGCACUAACGGCCGUCCAACGCGCGGAAAGACUAGUCAGCUUGGUUGGGGCACGCGAGGAUCUCGUCCAAGAGAUAAGGAAUAAAGGCCACAUAGACUGGACCCCGCUCGAGUUUCCCGAGACUCUGCUAGUAGAGAUUGAGAGCGGUAUCCUCAUACGGGAAGUUCAGGAGCAGAUUGCUAAGCAGAUGAGAGCCAGAAGGCCCGGGAAUGUGGUGAUGCAGUUGAAUAUGGGCGAAGGGAAAUCGUCCGUGAUUAUCCCUAUUACUUCGGCUGCACUUGCUAACGGCAGAUGUCUGGUUGUUGUGAUGGUACCAAAACCCCAGUCUCGCCAGAUGUUUCAGAUGCUGGUAUCUAAGUUGGGGGGCUUGUUGGAUCGCCGUGUCUAUCAUUUGCCAGUGUGUCGCACUCUGAAGAUAGAGCAAGCCGGAGCCAAUGAAAUCCGAGAACUAUGCCACGAUUGCAUGGUAAACGGAGGUGUUCUCUUGGUUCAGCCAGAGCACAUACUGUCACUGAAACUGAUGGGCCUUGAAAAUCUGAUUUCGGGCAGUGACGCAGUCGGUUCCUCGGUUCUAAGGACUCUAGACUUUUUCAACACUGACUCGCGUGCCAUCGUGGAUGAAAGUGACGAGAAUUUUGGUGUGAAGUUUGAACUAAUCUACACCAUGGGUAGCCAACGUCCAGUGGAAUAUAGCCCCCAGAGGUGGAUAUUGAUCCAUCAGUUACUACAGCUUGUGAGAGAGAUUGCUCCAGACCUCCACGAGGAAUUUCCCCAUUCAAUGGAACUGGAAGACCCUCACCCCGGCGGUUUCCCACGAAUGAGGUUCCUUCAUCACGAUUCCCAGCAGUGUCUUAUGGUGCGUCUUCUAGAGCACAUUUGUGACCACGGGAUUGAAGGCUUGCCAAUUUCGCGGCAGCCAGAGGAGAUAAGAAACGCCGUGUUCAGUUACGCACUCAAUGCAGAACUUGAACCAUCGCAGAUUGCUGCCGUUGAGGACCAAGACACGGCAAGUUUUUGGACUGACGCGACUAAAAGUCCACUUCUUCUUCUCAGAGGCCUUCUCGCCGGUGGAGUUCUAAGCUUCUGUUUAAGUCAAAAACGCUGGCGCGUCAACUACGGGCUGGAUCCCGAAAGACAGCCACCAACCAGACUCGUAGUCCCAUACCGCGCCAAAGACAAGCCUGCUGCGAGGUCUGAAUACAGCCAUCCAGAUGUUGUUCUCAUAUUGACGUCCCUGAGCUACUAUUACGCUGGACUUGAGGACGAUGAUAUAUUCCUUGCCUUCAACCAUCUUCUAAAGUCUGAUCAAGCUGAUGCUGAGUAUACAGCUUGGGUUGGGGACGCCCCAAGUUUACCAAUCUCUUAUCAUCAUCUAGUUGGAGUCAAUCUUGAGGACCGUUACCAUUGUUCUAAAGAAGUGUUUCCCUGGCUCCGCUUUUCGAAAAGCCUAAUCGACUACUUUUUAACUCAUCUUGUUUUUCCGAAAGAGAUGAGAGAGUUUCCCGAAAAACUCACGGCCUCCGGUUGGGACAUCGGAGAGAUUAAGUGGCAUGCAACAAUUGGCUUCAGUGGCACGAACGAUUCCCGUACGACAUUGCCUUUGGAUGUGGAACAGCUAGAUCUACCAGAGCAAAGUCACACCAAUGCUUUCGUGAUUGAGACCCUUCUGAGACCUGAAAAUUCAGUUGCGUUGUACCCCCCACAGCACCGUGUCUUAGGCUCGGACGCAAAUGCCUUGCUUCAUAUGGUGACUAGUCUGGACUCCCCUGCACAGGUGAUCCUAGAUGUAGGGGCCCAGAUAAUAGAACUAAGCAACUUUGAGGUCGCGGGGGCAUGGCUCAAACUAAUCACAGACCACGAGCAAACCCAGGCUAUAGUGUUCUUUGAUGACAAUGACGAGCUUCUCGUUUUGGACCGGAGGGGGCGCGUGGAGGCGCUACAGAUAUCGCCGUUUUCCAAGCAACUGGAAUUGUGUCAUAUAUUCCUUGAUGAAGCACACACUAGGGGAACAGAUUUAAGACUACCGAAAUAUUAUCGUGCUGCUGUGACCCUGGGGGCAGGUCUCACAAAGGAUAAGUUGGUCCAAGCGUGUAUGAGAAUGAGAAAACUAGGCAAGGGACAAUCGGUCAUUUUUUACAUUCCCGACGAAAUCAAGUCAAACAUCCUUUCCCUUACGGGAAAAGAAAAUGAGUUGGACAUUGACGUAUCAGACGUCUUAUGCUGGGCAAUAUCAGAGACUUGGCACGAUAUACAACGGAGCAUUCCCUUGUGGGCAUCUCAAGCAGAACGUUUCGGACGCCAGUCAGUUUUGUGGAACAAGGCCAUAAAGAACGGACGGACCAAGAUGACUACUGCACAGGCUAUAGAGUUCUUAGAACCCGAAUGUCAGACCCUGGAAUCUCGAUAUCGACCCGGCUGGCAUCGCUCUCCGCCAAAUAACUCUCGGCUACAGGAGAUAAAGACCUCUAACGCCCAUCUCAUCCUCGAAAGAUGUCGUGAAUUCCAGAAUUUGGACUUCAGUGCGACUCAUCUCCAUGAAGAGCAGGAGCGCGAACUCGCACCUGAAAUUGAAAAAGAGCCCGAAGUCGACCGACCAGCUCCAGAAGGGCCAGCUACCCACUAUUUGCAUCCGGACGUUCUGUCGUUCAUUACCAGUGGAAUACCUACCAGAUUUACAAUGGCCUACGGGUCAGCAUUCGAGAUGCUGAGAGAGACUUCCGCGGCUGUACACUUGGAUGUGUCACAAUUCCCACAGGAUCUCCUGGUAACAGCCGACUUUGCCACAACGAUUUUGGCCCCGAAGAAUGUGUCUUUUCAAACGGAUGCAUACCAACGGCCUGUCCAAUGGAUCUUAACGAGUACAUAUCCUGUAUAUUCAUCCAGCCCUGGCCAGAAUGUGGUAAAGCAUAUGAUGAUCAUCAGCCCCUACGAAGCCUGCAAGAUUCUACCCAGAAUUCGCAGCCCAGAGACUAAGGUGACAUUGCAUUUGUACUCUCCACGACAGCACCAAGGGUUUCCUCCACUCGAUGGAUUGACGCUGUACUCCGUCCCUAGGUGCCCCGAACCCCUUGAAAUCCCCACACCUCUCCGGAUCCAGUUGAAUUUGUUCUCCGGGCAGCUCUACAUCGCUACAUAUCGCGAGUACCAGGAGAUAUGCGAGUUCCUCGGCGUGGCAUCGGUCAAGACCCCCGAGGGGUGGUCGGUUGCAGCGGAUGGAUUCAUUCUCACAGACGCACAUAGGCUAGGCUCUCCGUUCCAUCGGAGUCCCCUUAAGUUCCUCAAGGUCCUCAUGUCACAGAUCAGGAAAGACUGUCAAGACAUCAGUAAGACCCAUAUUGGCAAGAUCUUGGACGGGAAGCUGCUCCGUGAGUCUGAUUUUGAAGCAAAAACCUGA